Nymphaea colorata (pocket water lily) is the source of this 1552-nucleotide messenger RNA. RefSeq names its product WAT1-related protein At5g07050-like. Gene Ontology annotation, cellular component: plasma membrane. The record is from RefSeq and is a predicted model, not a curated record. NCBI's taxonomy places the organism in Eukaryota, Viridiplantae, Streptophyta, Magnoliopsida, Nymphaeales, Nymphaeaceae. The coding region runs from base 117 to 1340 and encodes 407 amino acids. Gene Ontology annotation, molecular function: transmembrane transporter activity. The transcript has 6 exons.
CUUCACUACUCAGGGAUGCACUUGAGAAACACUUCCUGGGUGCUCCCUUCAGCCUCUUUGUAGCUCACUGUGUGCCUGUGAGCCUUCUGCUUCGAGCAGGACACUUCCACAUAAAAAUGGAAGGAAGAAGCGGUUGCUCGAGUAUAUUGCAGAAGAGCAAGCCCUAUGUUGCAAUGAUCUCACUUCAAUUUGGCUAUGCAGGCAUGAACAUCAUCACCAAAGUCUCCCUGAACAGGGGAAUGAGCCACUACGUGCUAGUGGUAUACCGCCACGCCUUCGCAACUGCUGUCAUGGCUCCUUUUGCCUUCUUUGUCGAAAGGAAAGUCAGGCCAAAGAUGACGCUCAGAAAUUUCAUGCUCAUAUUUGUGCUGGGCGCCCUGGGGCCUGUUAUCGAUCAGAAUUUCUAUUAUGCGGGACUAAAGUUUACUUCCCCUACCUUCUCCUGUGCCAUGAGCAAUAUUCUUCCUGCACUUACUUUUGUCAUGGCCAUCCUCUGCAGAAUGGAGAAAGUACACCUGAAAAAGGUCAGGAGCCAAGCGAAAAUAGUGGGGACUCUGGUGACAGUAGCAGGGGCUAUGUUGAUGACCUUGUAUAAAGGACCUGUUGUUGAGAUGGUGUGGAAUAAGCAUGCAGAUGCUCAGACCGCAGAAGUAGCCAACGCUGCAGCAGCAGCAGCAGCCAAAGAUUGGUUCAAGGGUUCAGUUUUCCUCAUCAUUGCAUGUCUUGCUUGGGCAGCCUUCUUCAUAUUACAGGCAAUAGCAAUGAAGACCUACACUGCUCAGCUUUCUCUCACAACCUUGAUAUGCUUUAUGGGAACCCUGCAGUCCAUGGCAGUCACUUUUGUUGCAGAACACUCCCCAUCAGUGUGGAAAAUAGGUUUUGACAUGAACCUCCUGGCUGCAGCCUAUGCUGGAAUAAUUGCCUCUGGAGUGGCAUAUUAUGUUCAAGGGCUAGUUAUGGAGAAAAAGGGCCCAGUUUUUGCAACUGCCUUCAGCCCCCUUAUGAUGAUCAUCGUUGCUAUCAUGGGAUCUUUCAUCUUGCACGAAGUCAUUUAUCUUGGAGGUAUUAUCGGAGCCAUAUUAAUCGUGGCAGGCCUGUACUCAGUCUUGUGGGGUAAAUACAAAGACACCAAAGCAGCCAAACUAGCAGCAGCGAACACGCCAGCAGCAUUGCCGGUUCCAGCAAAGGAUACUGAAGAAAUAGGGCAGAUUGAAGACAUCUCUAUGAUUGAUGUGGACCUAGAGAAGGCAAAUGCAGCAAAGUUGUCCUCCUUUGAGAGCUCCUUAAUCCUCUCAAUGCCACAGACUCCCAUCAAGCCAACGCAAGCGCCGAAUGCUUAGUUAUUCGACCUCGUUCCUUUUGCUAGUACUUGGAGAAUGAAAGAGAGAGAGAAAAAAAAGAAGGGUUGUCUAUACUACUACCUUCCUUCCCUUAGAAGGGCCUCUUCUUCCCCCUCUGUUUUGUCUUUUUAUUCAACCCCUGGGGUUCUAGUCUCUUGUACUAUCCUGCCAUAUUCUGACUGAGAAAACUAUGAAAACAACUCUUUGAAUCA